AUGAAGUCCUGUUGGAUCUCGGUGCUUGCCUUUGGCACCCUGGCGUACUCGAUUGGAUUAAAUGUACCCGACCUCAACAUACAAGCGGAUAGCCCGGCUCUGAUUUAUACGGGCUCCUGCGAAGCAAUGGAUACCGACCUCCCGGAAGGUCUCACUCACUGUGGCCCAACUGAUGACUGGGUUGGAAUCUUUACGGAUGAGACAUACUGCAAAGUUCUACUGCAUUUACCUUCAGUUGGUUUGAAGGGAGUCUCAGGUGUCAUAGGAGUUUAUGACUCUAGUUCAAUGAUAUGUGGUACUUUUGGUGAACCGGGACAGCUGUACGAAGACGCCAAAUACAAUGAUGAUGGUUCGGUCUCUGGGGAAAUCAAGCUGUUCUAUGGAAAGCAUACGGAUAUUGGUGCAGGGUCCCUACACAUCACAUACGACUUUUCAAAUAGAGCACGGGGUAGUGCAUGGUUCCUACCUGGAACCAAGCCAGGGUGCCAGUCCUGGCAGUCUGAGGAUGGGUACACUAUUUGGACAGAACCAAACUGUGGGGGUGAUCAAGCGCAAUACCGGGCCGGUGGUGGUGAUUUGAAGGUAUGGAAUCGCGGCUCUUCCAACAACUUUAUUGCGAGGGGGGAUUCCCCUCGGCUCGCCGGUAACUAA
Molecule: messenger RNA, 651 nt
Organism: Penicillium lagena
Lineage: Eukaryota; Fungi; Ascomycota; Eurotiomycetes; Eurotiales; Aspergillaceae
Exons: 3
Coding region: 1-651 (216 amino acids)
Source: RefSeq, a predicted model, not a curated record